Messenger RNA from Cyprinus carpio (common carp), 4981 nucleotides. Its product is annotated as P-selectin-like. Gene Ontology annotation, biological process: negative regulation of complement activation, classical pathway; cell adhesion. The record is from RefSeq and is a predicted model, not a curated record. Gene Ontology annotation, cellular component: membrane. The coding region runs from base 133 to 4524 and encodes 1463 amino acids. NCBI's taxonomy places the organism in Eukaryota, Metazoa, Chordata, Actinopteri, Cypriniformes, Cyprinidae. The transcript is spliced from 26 exons.
AGGAAGGGAAGUCCUAAACCAUAGCUGAGCUCCUAUAUAAAUGCCCCAAAAGAGUGAUUAUCGACCAGUUUCUCAAAUCAGAAUCAGAGGCGACCAUUAACAGGACAAUUUCAUAUCUGUACAUCAUUGAUAAUGGGUAUUUUCAACAAAGUACCAUUGCAAUUUUUUGUUUCCCUUGUUCUUAUUUCUUCAGUGUUAAACAUAUGGAGAGGCACUGAAGGCUGGUCAUACCAUUCCUCAACAUUCACUAUGAGCUGGGAAUCUGCCAGACACUGGUGCAGGCAGCAUUACACAGACAUGGUAGCCAUCCAGAACAAAGAUGAGAUUUAUCACCUCAACAGCAUACUUCCGAAAGUCAAAGGAUAUUACUGGAUUGGCAUUCGUAAAAUUAAUGGCAUUUGGACCUGGGUGGGAACUAAUAAGACGCUUACCAAGGAAGCUGAGAACUGGGCAGAUAAGGAGCCCAAUAAUGGAAGGAAUAAUGAAGACUGUGUGGAAAUAUACAUCAAAAGAGGGAAAGAUGAAGGCAAAUGGAAUGAUGAAUCCUGCUUAAAGAAGAAGACUGCACUGUGCUACACGGCAUCCUGCAAAGACGACUCUUGUGUCAGUAGCCAGGGAGAGUGUGUCGAAACCAUAAACAGCCAUAAAUGCUCCUGCUUUGUGGGUUUCUAUGGAGACCGAUGUGAACAUGUUGUAAAGUGCAAAUCAGAGGACAUCACUCCACCAGAUCAUGCUAGCAUCCAGUGCUCUCAUCCUCAUGAAGACUUCUCAUAUGACUCUCAGUGUGAAUAUUUCUGUGAGGAGGGUUAUGAACUAAAGGGUUCCAGUACAACAAGAUGCACUUCUAGCACAGAGUGGUCAAGCAACCCACCAACCUGCGAACCUGUUCAAUGUCCAGAGCUGACCAAACCACAGGAAGGCAUAAUGCACUGCCAACAUCCCAUGGGCACCUUCAGCUACCAAUCCACCUGUGAGUUUUUAUGUGUAGAAGGAUACACACUGCAAGACUCCAGCUCCUCUACACUGUUCUGUGGGGCAACGGGACGCUGGAAUGAUACACAACCCACUUGUGAAAUUAUAAAAUGCAAAUCAGAGGACAUCACUCCACCAGAUCAUGCUAGCAUCCAGUGCUCUAGUCCUCAGGAAGACUUCUCAUAUGACUCUCAGUGUGAAUAUUUCUGUGAAGAAGGUUAUGAACUAAAGGGUUCCAAUACAACAAGAUGCACUUCUAGCACAGAGUGGUCAAGCAAACCACCAACCUGUCAACUUGUUCAAUGUCCAGAGCUGACCAAACUACAGGAAGGCAUAAUGCACUGCCAACAUCCCAUGGGCAUCUUCAGCUAUCAAUCCACCUGUGAGUUUAUGUGUGCAGAAGGAUACACACUGCAAGACUCCAGCUCCUCUACACUGUUCUGUGGGGCAACGGGACGCUGGAAUAAUUCACAACCUACUUGUGAAAUUAUAAAAUGCAAAUCAGAGGACAUCACUCCACCAGAUCAUGCUAGCGUCCAGUGCUCUCAUCCUCAUGAAGACUUCUCAUAUGACUCUCAGUGUGAAUAUUUCUGUGAAGAAGGUUAUGAACUAAAGGGUUCCAGUACAACAAGAUGCACUUCUAGCACAGAGUGGUCAAGCAAACCACCAACCUGUGAACCUGUUCAAUGUCCAGAGCUGACCAAACCACAGGAAGGCAUAAUGCACUGCCAACAUCCCAUGGGCUUCUUCAGCUACCAAUCCACCUGUGAGUUUAUGUGUAAAGAAGGACACACGCUGCGAGACUCCAGCUCCUCUACACUGUUCUGUGGGGCAACAGGACGCUGGAAUGAUACACAACCCACUUGUGAAAUUAUAAAAUGCAAAUCAAAGGACAUCACUCCACCAGAUCAUGCUAGCGUCCAGUGCUCUCAUCCUCAUGAAGACUUCUCAUAUGACUCUCAGUGUGAAUAUUUCUGUGAAGAAGGUUAUGAACUAAAGGGUUCCAAUACAACAAGAUGCACUUCUAGCACAGAGUGGUCAAGCAAACCACCAACCUGUGAACUUGUUCAAUGUCCAGAGCUGACCAAACCACAGGAAGGCAUAAUGCACUGCCAGCAUCCCAUGGGCAUCUUCAGCUACCAAUCCACCUGUGAGUUUUUAUGUGCAGAAGGAUACACACUGCAAGACUCCAGCUCCUCUACACUGUUCUGUGGGGCAACGGGACGCUGGAAUAAUUCACAACCCACUUGUGAAAUUAUAAAAUGCAAAUCAGAGGACAUCACCCCACCAGAUCAUGCUAGCGUCCAGUGCUCUCAUCCUCAUGAAGACUUCUCAUAUGACUCUCAGUGUGAAUAUUUCUGUAAAGAAGGUUAUGAACUAAAGGGUUCCAAUACAACAAGAUGCACUUCUAGCACAGAGUGGUCAAGCAAACCACCAACCUGUGAACUUGUUCAAUGUCCAGAGCUGACCAAACCACAGGAAGGCAUAAUGCACUGCCAACAUCCCAUGGGCAUCUUCAGCUACCAAUCCACCUGUGAGUUUUUAUGUGCAGAAGGAUACACACUGCAAGACUCCAGCUCCUCUACACUGUUCUGUGGGGCAACGGGACGCUGGAAUAAUUCACAACCCACUUGUGAAAUUAUAAAAUGCAAAUCAGAGGACAUCACUCCACCAGAUCAUGCUAGCGUCCAGUGCUCUCAUCCUCAUGAAGACUUCUCAUAUGACUCUCAGUGUGAAUAUUUCUGUGAGGAGGGUUAUGAACUAAAGGGUUCCAAUACAACAAAAUGCACUUCUAGCACAGAGUGGUCAAGCAAACCACCAACCUGUGAACUUGUUCAAUGUCCAGAGAUGACCAAACCACAGGAAGGCAUAAUGCACUGCCAACAUCCCAUGGGCAUCUUCAGCUACCAAUCCACCUGUGAGUUUUUAUGUGUAGAAGGACACACGCCGCGAGAGUCCAGCUCUUCAACACUGUUUUGUGGGGCAACGGGACGCUGGAAUAAUUCACAACCCACUUGUGAAAUUAUAAAAUGCAAAUCAGAGGACAUCACCCCACCAGAUCAUGCUAGCGUCCAGUGCUCUCAUCCUCAUGAAGACUUCUCAUAUGACUCUCAGUGUGAAUAUUUCUGUGAAGAAGGUUAUGAACUAAAGGGUUCCAGUACAACAAAAUGCACUUCUAGCACAGAGUGGUCAAGCAAACCACCAACCUGUGAACUUGUUCAAUGUCCAGAGCUGACCAAACCACAGGAAGGCAUAAUGCACUGCCAACAUCCCAUGGGCACCUUCAGCUACCAAUCCACCUGUGAGUUUUUAUGUGCAGAAGGAUACACACUGCAAGACUCCAGCUCCUCUACACUGUUCUGUGGGGCAACGGGACGCUGGAAUAAUUCACAACCCACUUGUGAAAUUAUAAAAUGCAAAUCAGAGGACAUCACCCCACCAGAUCAUGCUAGCGUCCAAUGCUCUAGUCCUCAUGAAGACUUCUCAUAUGACUCUCAGUGUGAAUAUUUCUGUGAAGAAGGUUAUGAACUAAAGGGUUCCAGUACAACAAAAUGCACUUCUAGCACAGAGUGGUCAAGCAAACCACCAACCUGUGAACUUGUUCAAUGUCCAGAGCUGACCAAACCACAGGAAGGCAUAAUGCACUGCCAACAUCCCAUUGGCAUCUUCAGCUACCAAUCCACCUGUGAGUUUAUGUGUAAAAAAGGACACACGCUGCGAGACUCCAGCUCCUCUACACUGUUCUGUGGGACAACGGGACGCUGGAAUGAUACACAACCCACUUGUGAAAUUAUAAAAUGCAAAUCAGAGGACAUCACUCCACCAGAUCAUGCUAGCAUCCAGUGCUCUCAUCCUCAUGAAGACUUCUCAUAUGACUCUCAGUGUGAAUAUUUCUGUGAAGAAGGUUAUGAACUAAAGGGUUCCAGUACAACAAGAUGCACUUCUAGCACAGAGUGGUCAAGCAACCCACCAACCUGCGAACUUAUUCACUGCCCAGCCCUUGACAGUCCUGCCAAUGGAGAGCUGAGCUGCACUUCCAGCUUUAAUUAUGGGAGCAAAUGCAGCUUCAGCUGUGUUGAAGGAUUCCUCCUCCAGGGAGCUUCAGAGAUCAGCUGUACAAAAACAGCAAAGUGGAGUCAGGAGCCACCUCUCUGUGAAGCAAUGGUCUGCCCACAACUUCCUGAGCCAAUCAACGGGCAUAUGAACUGCUCAUCUGAAGAGCCCACCUUUGGCACCGUCUGCAUCUUCAGCUGUCAUAAAGGCCACCAACUUGAUGACCACAGUAAUGAGAUCGUGAUGUGCAACUACAAUGGGAGCUGGUCAGGGGAAGUGGCAGUGUGUCAAGCUUAUCCUGAUCCCUCUGCAUCACUCUUUGAAGUGACGGAAGUGACUCUUGGGGUUGCAGGCGCCAUCGGCAGCUCCAGUCUGGGCUUAGUCCUCUGGAUACUGAAGAGACUGAGGAGAAAAGCUAACAAUUUUGAUCUAAACAGUACUUCGGAUACUGAGGAUCCACCACAGUUUUAUAAGAACAGUGUUGACAGUCUCAUAUAGACCAAAAUAGCUUCAAAUUACUACAGCAUAUACAGUGAGCAUAUAUUCCUCAUGCACACAGACAGGCCAGUGUGUGUGUAAUGAUAGCGAUGUAACUUAUUCCAAUGAACAAUUAACUGAAAAACUGAAUUAAACUUUAAUUUUCACAGUACUCACGACUGCCUCACUGGACAUAAAAAAAUGUAUGUCAUCACAAAUUAUUUGAGACACUUGGAUAUUUUUAAACUCUGAGGGGCAUUAUCAGUUACUAGGCAACAGUAACUGAAUGCAAUUUCUACUUCCCAACGGAAGCUUUAAUUAUUUACUUGACUGAACAUAUUGUUCUGUACUGUUUAAAUGUCCUAUUUUCUAUGUCAUUAAUAUACACGUUUUUGUGCUAUUUAUUGUUCCAAAACCGUAUUGGUCCUACUAAACUAUUUAACAUGUAAACCAAUAAAGUGUGACAUUUAUGACAUCA